GAUCAGUGUCAUGUGUGUGUCCCCCUGUGAAGACAGUGUCACCAGGUCUUUGUUCUGCAUCUGAGGAUCUGGCCUGAGGCACUGGCAUGGGCUCUUGGGCUACACUGAUCCUUGGACUUGCCUUGUGUCUGGAGCAGAGGAUAUGGGCACACUAUGGGUCACUAGUCGAGCCUUCCAUCUGGGCAGUCCCAGGAUCUGUGAUUCCUGUGGGGAGCUCUGUGACCAUCUUCUGCAGGAUCCCUCAAGGGGUGAUGAAAGUGCGUCUGUAUUGUGCAGAACCUACACCAGAGCUGUAUACCCCAACCAUACAGGGAGCCCAGGACCUGGCUGAGUUCUCGUUCUUGCAUGUGACACACGUCAAGGCAGGGAGUUACUACUGUGAAUACUGGGAUGAAAGGCACAUUUUUGAGCGCAGUGACAAACUCAGGCUUGUGGUCACAGGUAUCUACAAACAAAGCCCGUCUCUGAUUGUCCAGUCAGACCCUGAGAUGGGAUGGAGAGGAAUUGUAACUCUCAUCUGUCAGACACCUGAUUUCCAUAGCUUCAUUUUGUGCAGAGCCAGAGGGCCUUCCUUCCCCCAGAACUGUUCACGUCAGAACCACAACACGUUCUUCAUCUUCCCUGGGAGCCUGGUGGAAAGGACAAUCUAUACAUGCUAUGGCUCUCCUGAUGAAACAUCCUAUCUCUGGUCACUGCCCAGUGAUCCCUUUGAGCUUCCAGUCACGGCGUCUUCAAUUUCAGAUUAUCAAACACAGAAUAUCAUCCGGUUGAGUCUGGCUGCCCUUCUUCUGUUAACCCUUGGGGCUUUAUUGCUGGAAUAUUGGAAGAGCAGAAAUCUGCAUGGGGCAUCCAGUGAUCUCUCAGCUGGGAGCCUAACUAUGCCUCCCUAA
Molecule: messenger RNA, 890 nt
Organism: Jaculus jaculus (lesser Egyptian jerboa)
Lineage: Eukaryota; Metazoa; Chordata; Mammalia; Rodentia; Dipodidae
Product: immunoglobulin alpha Fc receptor-like
Exons: 5
Coding region: 87-890 (267 amino acids)
Source: RefSeq, a predicted model, not a curated record